GAAACUUCUGAGAAGGUGACAUUUGAGUAAAGAUCUGCAGAAUGUCAGCUUGAGGGCAGGGAUUUAUGUCUGGUUUUGUUUGAGGUUGUGUCCCUAGCACCUUGAACAGGGCCUGGCCAUUGUAAGCUUUCAGUACUGAUUUGUUGAGUGAAUGAAAGGCUGUAAGGGAAGGAAUCAUGGAUAAUUCGAAGAGUGUUUUUAGGGAGAAGAGAAAGUGCAAAGACUUCCAGGCAGUAAGGUAUCUAGUGUGUUCCUGAGACAAAGCCAGAGUGGCUGGAGCUCAGUGAACCCCAGGGAGAGAAGUGACAAACAGGACAAAUGGAUAAAAGGACAUCUCAGGGACCAUUUAAAAGCAUCAGCUUAACUUUGUAUGCAUGCUCUGUUUUUGUUUUUGUUUUUGUUUUUUUGAGACAAUCUCCCUCUAGCCUAGGCUGCCCUUAAACUGUUCAGCAGUCGGCCUGCCUCGGCCUCCCCCAGUGCUGAGAUUACAGGUGAGUACCAACAUGCCUGGCUUUCAGCUUAAUUCGGAAUGAAAUGAGAGCCCCUGCAGGGUUUUGAGGAAAGAAGUGACAGUGUCUGCCUUGAGUUUUCAUAGGAUCAUUCUGGGUGAUGAAGAGGACACAUGGAAGAGGCAGGUGCUGAAACAGGAAGACCAAAGAGGAGACCCAUCCUGAAAUACCCAAGCUCUGUGUGGGGUAAGGGGAGUCGAGAUCAAUAAAUCCAGGAAUCUGUCCAGUGAAGUAGUUGUUAAAUUUGUCCGUACAUCUUAAUUUCCUGGGUACCCUUGGCAGAAGUGCAGAUGGUGAACCCCACCCCCUAAAAUCCUAGUUUAGGGGAUCGUGGGCAUCGGGAAGGAAGCUGUACUUACUUGAAUAAACAUCUGCUGACUUAACCACGGACAGGAACUCCACUAGGAUGUUUGUCUGUGUUGGAGAAGGAGGCCGAGGCGCGGCGUCCAGCGGAGGGCGCACACGGCCGGUCGCCGCGACAGCGAAGGCGACAGCGCGGGUUCCCGGCUCUUGGCAAGGAGGGCCCUUUCUCUUUUCUCUCUCAGAAGCUCAGACAUGACCAGGAAGAUCUUCACAAACAGCAGGGAGCGGUGGAGGCAGCAGAAUGUCAACAGUGCUUUUGCCAAGCUGAGGAAACUCAUCCCCACCCACCCUCCAGACAAAAAACUGAGCAAAAAUGAAACGCUUCGUCUAGCAAUGAGGUAUAUCAACUUCUUGGUCAAGGUAUUGGGGGAGCAAAGUCUACAGCAAACAGGCGUGGCUGCCCAGCGGGAUCUCCUGGGGCUUUUCCUAGCACCCCACCUACCGGGCCUGGAGGACAGAACCUUACUGGAGGAAUACCAGGUUUCUUCACCUGGCCCAAGCCACCGUGUUGCAUAGUUGGCUUUGGCUGUCAUCUCCCAGGGCAGUACUCAUUCAGAAGUCACUGGCUGUGGACGGACUGUUCGUUUUCCAGAAAUGACUUGAUGGAGAAUCGGGACUCAGGACAGGGGCAGGGAGCUGAAAGGAGGCCAUGAGGAAUGUGGCUCUGGAGCCCAUUGCCCCCAGGACUUGAGGGGGGACACAGCCUGCUUCUGUCUGUUCUAUAAAUCUAGGUUCUGCAUAAGAUGUUUGCAAAAAGGAAAAAAACCUCAAAGGCUUAAAAACCAUUGUUUUACUCAAGAACCUUAGUACUAAGGCAGAAAUUUUCUCCUAACGGAUCACAGACAAAUAGCAGAAUGUUUCCCUGAUAACAUAUUUAGAAGUUCCUUUUGAAAAAGGAGACAUAGUUGAUCAAGGGCAAAUAAAAGAAAUAUUCAGAUUGAUGAAUGAAAAGAUAGCCCCCGCAGAAACUAACCUGGGUAAGAAAAUCUGUGGGGAAGAGUCCCGUCUAAGGAGUGAGGAUUAUCUCUGUGGGGAAGAGCUCUGUGUUCUUUAAACUCUCUGGAAGUGUGAGGUACUACUUGCAUUGAGUAACACCACUGUAACAGUUAAUCUCUGAAGACAAAUAGUGGGUUUCAUUUGUAAAAGGAGAGACUUGGUAAUUUAUGAGUUAGAGUUCAUAGUUCUCUUAUUUAAAGAAGUCAGCUAAGAUAAGUUAGGAAACCCUUUAGUUCCACAUGUCAGGUAUUAAAAUUUUUGACUCAGUCUGAGUUCCUGCUGACUUGAGUCCUGUAAAAUUCAGUUACAAUUAUGAAAAUCCAAACAUUAUGUUUUAACAACUCAUUUAGCAAAGCUUAGUCUAAAUAAAACAUUUAGAGUAAACAACAGACGUGUAAUAACAGACUCUAAUUACUAUUGCAACUUCCCUUCCCCGCCAUGGAGCACUAGCUCAAUCUUGUGCUGGGGGGUAAGGUGGUACCCAACGCCAAUGAAAUAACAUGGAUUUAGACCACUCAUCACCACAGGCCAUCUGAUCCGAAUGGUACUUGGAUUCAAAGGUAAAUUCUAUAGUUGAGCCCAGAAUGCAAUGAAUGUCAUUUGAUUAUCUCUGGGACAUUUUAUUUCUCCAAGGUUCUUGACAGUUACAUUGGUUUUAAAAUCUUCUGAACCAUAGGCAAGAAAGCUAUGGAUUUGUGGUUAGGAAUUUCCAGUAGAUAUACAAUAGAAGAACUUAAAUUUCCUGCCACUCUAGAGAGAAUUUUAUGAAAAGUUGAAAUGAGCCCCUUGGUUUGGUGGAUGGGAAGAAAUCUGACAGGUCUCUUACAAUCUCCUCUCCUUCUAGCAAGAUCAUUAUGUCAUUAAGGUCUACAGCCUUUGCAUUUAUAGCACAAUGAGUUUAUCUGAACCAGCAAGGUUUCCUUCCAGGUUCUUUUAUUUAACCUGCAUUCAAUAAACUUCCCCUCGGACCCAAUGGAGUUCAGGAAAAUACAUUAAGCACAGACACCAGGGUAUUUUUCUCUGAAUGGGCAUUUCUUUCUCCUCAGCUUAGGUAAUUUACAAGGUGACAGUACAUGUCAAAGUUUUGAUGACAGCUGUCAAUUGGGUAACAUUACUCUCGCAACUGGCAUUAAAUCAAAAUAACACUAUUGACAGUAUUUUCUUUUCUUAGCUUCAUUUGAACAUGUUGCCAAGGAAAGCACAGCUGUUCCUCAUUAUAGGGUUUUGCUAUUUUACCCAGAAAGAGUCCACUUUCCUGCAGCUGGGGCUGUGGUCUGUGUGCUCAAAGGGGGCCUCCCACUAAAAUGGAACAGAGAGCUCCUGAAAAGCUAUGAAGAGACUGAACUAUCAUUACACUACAUGAGUGGGAUAAUUAUUUAAAGAAAACCUGCAGGAAAUCCAUUGAGAAACAAAUAAAUUUUUACAUUAUUACUCUAUGUAAUUCACGUCUUAAAAUAUCUAUUUCACCACCUUGGAUUCUUAUAUAUCAUUUUGUAUAUCUCUUUUGUAUUAGAUUAAAUUGACUGUCAAAAAGAAUUGUAAUCACAUCUGAACCAAAAUCUUGACAAGGUAUCCAUGAAACUGGAAGCUAAUUCAAAAAUCACUCCAGCACCUUCUUUAGUAUCUAUACUUAAGGCUUGGUGAUUGCAGCAGUAAGAAUUUAUAGCUCAAAUGCAUUGUAAUUCACUAAAUGGUACAUCUAUUUAUGUGUCAUCUGAAUACAGCAGAAAAGUUUAGACAAACUGUGUGACCUGUGCUUCUCUGUUACGUGAACAAAAGUGUUUUGUCUGUCUGUGGACUUUCUAGUACUGUCCAUAGCCAGUACAGAAUGUAAGCAAGACUGGUAUAAGCUGAUUUAUAUACACCAUUUGAUUGGUUAAUUCCACUUCCUCAUUUUGCAGAGGAGAAAACAGGUCCAGUGGGUUUUGAAGUGACUUUUCAAAGGUCACAUGGACAGUUAAGUGGAAACCCAGGACACCAAGGUCAGGUCUCCUGACCCUGCAUCCACCCUUUCCACAGCUCUGUUCAGCCACCAAAUAUUUUGGGAUUGAAAAUGAACAAGCACCUUAUCAUUAUUCUUCUCUGUUUUCAAAAGCUUUCAGUUAUCUUCUUCAUAUACCUUUUUAUUGAAAUGGAAUUAUCCUGUUUUAUAGAAUGUGAGUAGAUGUAUCAACCAAAGAUUUUAUUUGUUGAUGUGUUUUGGGAAUU
This is a messenger RNA of Castor canadensis (American beaver), 4076 nucleotides long. It is a transcript of the gene Tal2, whose product is annotated as TAL bHLH transcription factor 2. Gene Ontology annotation, molecular function: RNA polymerase II cis-regulatory region sequence-specific DNA binding; DNA-binding transcription factor activity, RNA polymerase II-specific; protein dimerization activity. The record is from RefSeq and is a predicted model, not a curated record. Gene Ontology annotation, biological process: regulation of transcription by RNA polymerase II. Lineage: Eukaryota; Metazoa; Chordata; Mammalia; Rodentia; Castoridae.